Molecule: messenger RNA, 2572 nt
Organism: Volvox carteri f. nagariensis
Lineage: Eukaryota; Viridiplantae; Chlorophyta; Chlorophyceae; Chlamydomonadales; Volvocaceae
Exons: 7
Coding region: 1-1278 (425 amino acids)
Biological process (GO): proteolysis
Molecular function (GO): metalloaminopeptidase activity
Source: RefSeq, a predicted model, not a curated record
AUGAGCCCGGCCCAGCACAAGGCUGAGGUACUAGAGCCGGCUUUGGCCGCCCUAGAUUUAGCGGAAGAGAAAGAUGAUAUUUCUGACUCCUCAAAUCCAUCCGGACUGAGCAAAGGCCAGCUAAAGAAGCUCAAGGCGAAGGCGAAGAAGGCGGAACAACAGAAAGCCGAGUCGGGGCAGGUGCCGGAAGAAACAAGCCCACCCAGCAUCCCAGUUCGGUUACUCUUUCCGGACGGCAAAUAUCCCGAGGGAGAGUGGCAAAGCUACAAGGACGAUAACCUUUGGCGGGAGACCAGCGCCGAGAAGCGCGAGUUAGAGAGGCUGAAUUGGGACAUGCUCAAUGAGGUCCGCCGGGCAGCCGAGGUUCAUCGGCAGGUGCGCAAGCACAUGAUGACGGUCAUCAAGCCAGGCAUCCGCCUCUUCGACAUGUGCGAGCAGCUGGAGGAUAUGGUGCGCAAUCUCAUCGAGGUCAACGGCCUGGAGCAGGGCAUCGCCUUUCCAACGGGCUGCUCGCUCAAUUACGUCGCCGCCCACUGGACGCCUAAUGGUGGCGACAAGACGGUGCUCCAGUACGACGAUGUUAUGAAAAUUGACUUCGGGACACAUGUGGGCGGCCGGAUCAUCGACUCGGCAUUCACCGUGCAUUUCAACCCUAAGUUCGACCCGCUCGUCGCGGCCGUCAAAGACGCCACGAACACGGGCGUCAAAACGGCAGGAGUUGAUGUGCGGCUAUGCGAUGUGGGCGAGGCGGUGCAGGAGGUUAUGGAGUCGUACGAGGUGGAUUUGGACGGUCGUACAUACCAGGUCAAGUGCGUGCGCAACCUCAACGGUCACUCCAUAGGGCCCUACCAGAUUCAUGCGGGGAAGAGUGUCCCUAUCGUGAGGGGCGGUGAGGCCACCCGCAUGGAGGAGGGGGAGUUCUUCGCCAUUGAGACGUUUGGAACCACCGGCAAGGGCUACGUUCGAGAGGACCUGGAGUGCUCCCACUACAUGAAGAACUUCGAUGCCGGGCACGUGCCCCUCCGCCUGCCCCGGGCCAAGCAGCUGCUGGCGACCAUUGACAAGAACUUUGGAACACUGGCCUUCUGCCGGCGGUACCUCGAUCGGCUGGGGGAGGACAAAUACCUGAUGGCGCUCAAGAACUUGUGCGACGCCGGUGUGGUGGACCCGUACCCGCCGCUCUGUGACGCCAAGGGCUCCUACGUGGCGCAGUUCGAGCACACCCUGUACCUGCACCCGACCCGCAAGGAGGUGCUGUCGCGCGGGGAGGACUACUGACGGCUGGGGCGGCGGUGGGGGCGGGGGCGGCGGCGUGACAGCACCGGGGGGGGGGAGACUGGCCGGGCGGGCGGGCGGGCAGGCCCAUUCGACUGCCGGCGCAGUUGGAUCGGUAGCGGCGCUUACCUGCCCUUUUGUCAACAGCGGCUGGGGAAUACGCCGCCUUGGGGCCGGGCGCGUUUUAGACACGGCAGGUUGGACACGUGUCUCGAGGGGGCAUGUGCGGGCUGGCGCUAGCUGGCCCUCCCUUGUGACCUCCUUUUGGAACCUCUAGCGGCAGGGGGGCUCAUGACAACCGCUAUGGAGCUCGUGUACGGUGUCGUACGGCGGCGUGCAUUUGAGUAUGGAGUUGCGGUGUGAUGGGGCGACGGUGUACGUAACGUUGUGCCUCAUCCUGAGCACGUUGCAGCCAUCACGUGCCCCACCACCAUCAGCAUCUUCUGGCGUGAGGCGAUGGAGAGGAGCUCUUUUGAUUCGUACAGUCGUACCAUCGGGGCGUCAUGUUACGGCGGGUAGGGGGGUUGCGGCUGCUGCCUGCUCCGGGGAGGAUUGGCUCUCCCCGCUGCGUUGUUGCCUGUUUUGGCCAUGUUUGGACUAAAGGGAGUGUGAGUGUUAAACGGGCCUGAAGGGUUUUCCAAUUUUUUUGCUUGUUCACCAAGUCAUAAUAGCUAGUGGCGCCCUUGCAUGAAGCUGAAGAGGAAAUUCGCGAGGGGGCCUAUUUGUGCACGAGGGUUCAUUGCUGUGCGGGUGGCUGUGUAUGUGUAAAUGAGGGAGGGAAUUGAGAGACGGAGUGGCACUCGAGAUUUGAAGUGCCCUACCGAAAUCUUGGCGGCGACAGCGGCGGAGUGACUUUUAAGGUUCGCGGAGAGCGCAUCAUCUUUUUUAGGGCAGGUUUUCGGAGGAGAUGCUGGAGGACCGGACAGGUCGGUCAGCAGAUUGGGGCGAUUUGGGCCGUGCAGGGUGGAGGCUGUGGGGUGUUGGAGCUCCCUGGUGUGUGGGAGCAGCUGACUAAGUCGAGCUGCAGGUUCCCAUAAACGCAUCCGCAAUCUGGGUUACGGCCAUAUGAUGAUGAUGAUGAUAUAGUUUAUGUUUUGUAGAUUAAUCUCUUCUUGCAUGCCAGAGGGACGAUGGGCUCUUUAGCCGAAGUGGUGCUCAGCUUCUGUUUGGGUGUCUUGUGUGGAUUGCUUUGCAUGGACUGCGUAGGUGCAGGUGGAGGUCGUUGAUAGACAUAUUUUGUUAAUAGUAAAUAAACCACAUCCGGAUGUUUAGAGGAAUUAAGCAAUAUUCCCACUCG